Molecule: messenger RNA, 1698 nt
Organism: Capronia coronata CBS 617.96
Lineage: Eukaryota; Fungi; Ascomycota; Eurotiomycetes; Chaetothyriales; Herpotrichiellaceae
Product: triacylglycerol lipase
Exons: 2
Coding region: 1-1698 (565 amino acids)
Source: RefSeq, a predicted model, not a curated record
AUGCUUUCCCUGCUCAGUUUUCUGCUUUGCUUUCUUUGCGUUUCCGUUCACGGAUGGUUGAUUUCUGGGCAGAACAGCGCCCCAACAGCGACUACCAAGAAUGGCAGCUAUGUGGGCCUCUUCAACCCAACGUAUAAUCAGGACCUUUUCUUAGGUAUCCCCUUCGCCCAACCUCCAGUGGGUGACCUUCGAUUUCGAAACCCAGUGUCUCUCAAUACCACAUGGGAAGGCGCGAGGAGUGCAACCCAGUAUUCGGCCGAGUGUUAUGGUUAUGGCAGCGAUGACUGGGUUCUCGGAAACCCAGUGUCGGAAGAUUGCCUGACCUUGAACGUCAUCCGGCCUUCUGGCGUCGCUGCCGACGUGCAACUGCCGGUGGCAGUCUGGAUCUACGGCGGUGGAUAUUUCAAUGGCGGCAGCCUAGAUCCUCGCUAUAAUAUGAGUGCCAUCAUCCAGGAAUCUGUGGACAUGGGAAAGCCCUUCAUUGGCGUGAGCAUGAACUAUCGUCUGCAUGCUUUUGGGUUUUCAUUUGGCACGGAGAUCCUCAAGGCAGGGGUGACGAACAUUGGCACUCGUGACCAGCGUCUAGCGCUCCAUUGGGUUCAGGAGAACAUCGAAGCAUUCGGUGGGGACCCCUCUAAGGUAACUAUCUGGGGCGAAAGUGCGGGCGCCAGCAGCGUGGCGGUGCAGAUACUUGCCUAUGGAGGACGAGACGACAAGCUCUUCCGCGCGGGCAUAGAGGAGAGCGGAGGCUCCGUCAGUUUCUCACGGUAUCUGAACGCAUCGGAGUGGGAUCUAUACUACAACAAUAUCACGCGUGCCACCAACUGCAGUUCCGCCCCCGACACAUUGGCGUGCUUGCGUCAGGUCCCAAUCGAGACUCUGAGCGCCGUCUUCAACAGCAGCGCCACGGCUCAGGUUCCUGGGUGGGGCCCGCACAUUGACAACGACCUGCUUCUAGAAUCCGGGGUAAAGCAGCUUCGGGAGGGCAAGUUUGUGAAAGUCCCUCUGCUGCACGGAACGAAUUUCGAUGAAGGUACAGCAUUUGGGGCACGGGGCAUCAAUACAACAGAGCAGUUUAUUGCCAUUGUCAUGGAGAAUGGCCCUGAUAAUGCCACUGCUCAGACCAUCGCCGCACUAUAUCCUGAUAUUCCCGCCAUAGGGAUUCCUGCCACCCUCCAUGGCCGCCCGCCGCCCUCUCAGGCCGCUCUAGGCGCUCAGUAUAAACGAGCGGCCGCAUACGGGGGUGACCUGAUGCAACAGGCCCCGCGCCGAUUCACUUCCCAGUCCUGGGCCUCGAACAAUGUUAGCAGUUGGAGCUACCAUUUCAACGUGCUGGUGAACGGAGUGCCGGUGGAGCUUGGAGCGACACAUUUUCAAGAAGUCGCUUUUGUCUAUAACAAUGUCCAGGGCCUGGGAUAUGACACGGCAGUCGGGGUCAACCCAUUUGCGAAUGAGCCUGAGAGUUAUAACAGAUUGGCGAAUAUCAUGAGCCGGAUGUGGGUGAGCUUUAUCGUGGACAGUGACCCGAACGGAAAUAAUGCCACCAGCGUCCAUUGGCCCGUGUACACACUCGAUUCGCCGCAAAACGUUGUGUUCGACACCAAUGUCACGGAUUUGCUGUAUGUCGAACCGGAUUACUACCGCGCCGAGGGGAUCCAGUAUAUCAUAGACAGAUUCAUUUCUGUCUAUUAUCGAUGA